Nilaparvata lugens (brown planthopper) is the source of this 1888-nucleotide messenger RNA. RefSeq names its product ferrochelatase, mitochondrial (gene FeCH). The coding region runs from base 221 to 1393 and encodes 390 amino acids. Gene Ontology annotation, molecular function: protoporphyrin ferrochelatase activity. Gene Ontology annotation, biological process: heme biosynthetic process. The record is from RefSeq and is a predicted model, not a curated record. Lineage: Eukaryota; Metazoa; Arthropoda; Insecta; Hemiptera; Delphacidae. The transcript is spliced from 9 exons.
UGUGGAUGCGCCGAUAGCGGUCUAGCGGUAUCAGGUGUUUCUAGUUUAUGUCUGUCCAGACUGUCUGCAAUUUAGAUAAUCUUUCAUUUUGGUUUUUGCUAGAAGUAUUUGUUAUCCUGAUAGAAGAAGAGCUUAUAAAUUAAUAGAAAAUAUUACAAGAGUAUCACAAUUUCUAAGUAGAUUACUAACGAUUUAUCUGAGCCAUAACCUACUUGCGACAAUGCUACCAAAAGUGUUGAGAGACUUUUACGUGCCUGGCUCUCAAUGUGUAAGAUGGGCGUCUGUUGCGACGAAAGCAAGCCAAGAAACAAGAAAGCCGAAAACUGGGAUUGUGAUGCUGAACAUGGGAGGACCACAGUCUGUCGACCAGGUGUCCAAUUAUCUCACAAGAAUUAUGACCGACAGAGACAUGAUGCAGCUUCCUAUUCAAAGCACUCUGGGUCCAUUUAUUGCAAAAAGGAGGACAGCCGAGGUACAGAAGAAGUACAGUGAGAUUGGCGGGGGUUCUCCUAUACUCAAAUGGACUAAAUUACAAGGAGAUUUACUGUGCCAAGCAUUGGAUUCGUUAUCACCUGAGACUGCUCCACACAAGCAUUACGUUGCAUUCCGCUAUGUCGAACCAAUGACUGACACUGCAUUGACUGAGCUAGAAAAAGAUGGUGUAGAAAGGGCAGUAAUAUUCUCGCAGUAUCCACAAUACAGUUGCGCCACAUCUGGAUCUAGCUUCAAUGCUAUCUAUUCACAUUAUUUAAAAAAAAGUCCUCCGAACAUCAAGUGGAGUGUAAUCGACAGAUGGGCAACUCAUCCUCUUCUUGUCAAAACGUUUGCCGAUCGCAUUCAGACGGAACUCAAGCAAUUCCCGGCCGAUAAACAGAAGGAAGUUGUCAUACUUUUCUCAGCCCAUUCGCUACCUCUUAGGGCGGUGAACAGAGGCGACCCAUACCCUUCGGAAGUCGGAGCCACAGUUCAGCUGGUGAUGGAUGAGUUGGGUUACUGCAAUCCGUACCAUCUAGUGUGGCAAUCGAAGGUCGGUCCCUUGGAGUGGCUGGCUCCAUUCACUGACGAUGCGAUCAAAGGUUACGUAAAACAAGGCAAGAAAAACUUUAUACUUGUGCCAAUAGCUUUCGUGAACGAGCAUAUCGAAACAUUGCAUGAAAUGGACAUUGAAUACUGCCAUGAUCUGGGAAAAGAGGUUGGAGCGGAAAUGAUCAGACGCGCCGCGGCGCCCAACGACCACCCGCUGUUCAUCUCGGCAAUGGCUGACCUGGUGGUGACCAACCUGAAGCAGGACCGCGCCGUCAGUCCCAAGUUCCUCAACCGCUGUCCGCACUGCGUCAACCCCAAGUGCUACGAGGCCAAGCGAUGGUUUGCUGCCCUCUGUCACAACAAGUGACGGCCAAUCUCACGUCAGGACCGCUAAUAGUGCAAUAGCAUGUUGAAUUCAAUUGUGAUCAAUGUGAAUGUAAUCGAACAUUAUGACAACUAAUAGUGCAGUAGCAAGUUCACUUCAAUUAUUGUGAUCAAUGUAAGGCCCGCCGCAAAGUAGACCCACGCUAAUCCACGAAAAGCAACCCACGCCGUGGGAUGUUUUGUGAACCAUUGCUAGGCUUCUCCAGACAUCUGUGUAAUACAUGCAAUGAAUAAUCCACUUGUCAGCUGAUUGAUUAUGAAUUAUUCUAUAGCAAUGGUUUACAAAACAUCCCACGGCGUGGGUUGCUUUUCGUGGGUCUACUUUGCGGCGGGUCUAAAUGUAAUUGGACAUUGUGACCCACUUUGUCUAAUGCAAGGUCUGUAGAAAAAGGUCGAAACACGAUCCCAUGAUGCCUUCCAGAACGGCCAUAUCGAAGCUUUCCAGUUUACUAGUUUUGAAGUUUGUUGACUAGUUGUU